Messenger RNA from Hevea brasiliensis (rubber tree), 2442 nucleotides. RefSeq lists its product as uncharacterized. NCBI's taxonomy places the organism in Eukaryota, Viridiplantae, Streptophyta, Magnoliopsida, Malpighiales, Euphorbiaceae. Gene Ontology annotation, molecular function: acetylglucosaminyltransferase activity. The transcript has 3 exons. The coding region runs from base 802 to 2298 and encodes 498 amino acids. The record is from RefSeq and is a predicted model, not a curated record.
UCAUUGAUGAUUAAACUCCUUGUUUAACUUUUUUUUUCAUUCACAAUAAUUUUCACUUCCUCCUGUCUCUUCAAUCUUCAUCAUUCGUACGUACCGCCCUCUCUCAACCUUUCUUCUUCUCUCUCUUCCUUGUUUCAACCGAAAAAGCUGAAAACAACCCACUAACAGGGAACAAGUCCCUUCUUCACACGCAGGAGAGAUUCGAAAGCCACGAAAAUUUACACCGCACCACCCAAAAUUCUGUCACCCUCAGAUAGGUUGCUAUUGGGUAUCAAUAAAAUUACAUUUCCUGCCAAUUCUCGGCAGCUUCGUCAUUUCAAAUUCAUCACGGACUUAUCCAAUUUUAUGGGUUGAUCAUCGUACGGAACUCGGAAAAUCUUCGCCACCUUUUGGCUCCUCCGAGUUUGGUCUCAGAUGAAAAGAUUUUCUGCAAUCAUGGGUACUUUCAUAAAUUAAGUUUUUGCUUUUAUUUUUUCCCCUUUUGGUUCAUCAACAUCAUCGAUGAAGCUUUGAGCUUCAUCUCUGGACGUAAAUGAACAUUUUUCCGGCGACCAUUGGUAGUUUCAGAAAGGGUUUCUUGUUUUCGUGCACUGUAGAGGAGGCUUAGGAGCCCAGAGUCCGGGUGUAAUUGAAGAGUUUUUCAGGCCUUAAGAGGCACAUUUAUAAAUUAGAAUCUUUCAGGUGUACGGAAAUAUAUUUUUUCUGAUCAGGGUGUAUCUGAAAAGUUCUCCGGCGAUCAGCGGUUGUUUUGUUAACUAAGAACUCCACGGGGCGCUAUAAAUUUUCAACAAGAAGAGGAAAAUGAGUCAGAAUCGUGUGCAACCGAGUCACGACCCGGUCAAAAAGCUCAAAUUAUUCUCUCCUCUCGACAAACCGUGCGAUAUUUUCGCGAGAAUUUUCAUCCUCUCCUUUCUCGUCUCCUCAAUCUCGCUCGUCCUCUACACAGCCUUCUCCCCCCAAACCCACUCGCUCCGCCUCCGUUUCCCCGCCCCAAAACGAACCGUACCAGUGCCCGAGUCCAAACACGAUUUCGGUCCCACUAACAUCUCCCACAUCCUCUUCGGCAUCGGCGGAUCAGCCGCGACAUGGAAGGAUCGCAGCCGCUACAGUUCUCUCUGGUGGGACGCAAACAAAACCCGUGGUUUCGUCUGGCUUGACGAAAUUCCUGAAUACAAAAUUAACGACCGCCCCGAAAUAUCGGUACCGCCUUAUCGGGUUUCGUCUCCGGAAUGGACUAAGUUCAAAUUCUCGAGCUCGAGAUCGGCGGUGAGGAUAGCGAGGAUAAUAAGCGAUAGCUUUAGAUUGAAUUUACCUAGCGUGAGGUGGUUCGUGAUGGGAGACGAUGAUACGGUGUAUUUCACAGAGAACUUAGUUUCGGUGUUAGCUAAACAUGAUCACAAUCAGAUGUGGUACAUUGGAGGGAAUUCAGAAAGUGUUGAGCAAAAUGUGAUGCAUUCGUAUGAUAUGGCAUUUGGCGGUGGAGGAUUCGCGAUCAGCUAUCCAUUAGCAGAGAAAUUGUUCAACAUACUGGACGGUUGUCUUGAUCGGUACUAUUAUUUCUACGGUUCUGAUCAGAGGAUCUGGGCGUGUAUCAGUGAGAUCGGUGUGCCGCUCACCAGAGAACAAGGGUUCCACCAGUUUGAUAUUAGAGGGAAUGCAUAUGGUCUUCUGGCAGCACACCCAGUAGCCCCACUUGUAUCCCUCCAUCACCUUGAUUAUGUGGAUUCAUUGUUUCCAUACAAGAACCAAACGGACUCCCUCAAGUCUCUCAACCGUGCAUACCGAUUAGACCCGCCCCGUAUCCUUCAACAAACCUUCUGCCAUGACUACAACCGCAAGUGGUCAAUAUCAAUAGCAUGGGGCUAUACUGUUCAACUUUACCCCUUCUUAUUGCCGGCCAAGGACUUGCAAACGCCAUUGCAGACAUUCAAAACAUGGAGGAGUUGGAGUGAAGGGCCAUUCACAUUCAAUACCCAACCCAUGAAGUCUGACCCAUGUGAACUUCCUGUUGUUUUCAUGCUGGAGCAGGCUGAGGAAGUAGGCCAGAGUGGGUCCAUGACUAGUUACCAGAGGCUUGAGCCCAGGCCAGAGAGGAAGUGUAACAGAACAGACUAUGCAGAAGCAAUGUCAUUGCAGGGAAUCAUUGUAUCAGCACUGAAAUUAGACCCAGAAUACUGGACUAAGGAUCAGGCAAGGCGAAGACAGUGCUGUGAUCUUAUGGGAGGCAUAAAGAACAACAAUAUGCAGAUUAGGAUUAGAAAAUGCAGGCCUUGGGAAACUAUUACUACUGAGAGGUAGGUCAGCUCUUUAAUAUUUCUAAUGUAAAUAGUCAAUUUUUACAAUAAUGAACUAGGAAAAAGAUAAAAGUGAGAACAGAAUCCCUUUUUUACAAUUUUUUUGCUGAGGAUUGCAUAUUUUUAUCCGAGCAUCAUAUUCCUAUCA